Molecule: messenger RNA, 768 nt
Organism: Parastagonospora nodorum SN15
Lineage: Eukaryota; Fungi; Ascomycota; Dothideomycetes; Pleosporales; Phaeosphaeriaceae
Exons: 2
Coding region: 1-768 (255 amino acids)
Source: RefSeq, a predicted model, not a curated record
AUGGAGAAGUACCAAGAAGAGACCAAAAGGAAAGACCAGAAGUUCUUGGAGAUCAAGGCCACUCGCGACGCCAUGCACGCACGCAUGCAAAGAUCAACGACCAAAAUAGAGGCCGACAUCGAGAAUGCGAAAAUGUUGCUAGAGUUCAUUGAAGUCGACGAGAUGAAGCUGCAGUUUAAGAGGACCACGAGAGCGAAAGUUCCAGAGCCCCCAGUGAAGAAAGGCGUCAGUAUCAAAGACAUCUUCGCAGUUCGCUCGCAAGCACCCACAAGUUCCAACGAUGAUGAGUCGCGCCGUGCGAUGAGUUGGCCAGGAGAUACCGCGCCGCCUUACUUAUCGUCUCUACAAGUUCCCAUCGCUGAAGUGGAGGCUCUCUGGGCCAAGUUCGAUGCGCAGGAAGAGGCUCACAUCGCAGAGCUAGUCCAAAUUAAGCAUCAAACUGUGGUUGACACAGUUCAGCGAUCCAUUGGCGUUCCGUUCUCGGACUCUGAGUUGGAGAAGUUAGUCGACGGAUUAUGGCCACCUCUGGCAGAGCAAAAGUUGCUCGCUCUCUUCAUUUAUGUUUUGCUAUCCAGGUCAUCCAAAUUUCAUCAGCAUACUGCUGUUGAGCGCUGCCUUGUGCGAGAGCUUUUUGUCUGGUGGUGUCGAGUCCUAGCUAUAGUCAGAGUAGUUUUAGUUUCAAAAAAAGUUAUUUCAUCCUUCUUGACUUACACCAUCACACUUAUGAGAGCUUCUCUUCUUUUUUUUUUUCUUUUUUUUUUUUCGUGA